Messenger RNA from Archocentrus centrarchus (flier cichlid), 1163 nucleotides. RefSeq lists its product as uncharacterized. The record is from RefSeq and is a predicted model, not a curated record. Gene Ontology annotation, cellular component: plasma membrane. Gene Ontology annotation, biological process: adenylate cyclase-activating G protein-coupled receptor signaling pathway. NCBI's taxonomy places the organism in Eukaryota, Metazoa, Chordata, Actinopteri, Cichliformes, Cichlidae. The transcript has 12 exons. Gene Ontology annotation, molecular function: G protein-coupled receptor activity. Bases 58 to 1116 code for a protein of 352 amino acids.
UAUGGGGACAGGUUAUGGUGCUGUGCACAUGCCGAAUGUGACGUUUUGCUUAUCAGCAUGGAGCUAAAUGGUUUGCUGAGUGGAAAACAGAUUGAUAUUCUCUCUACGGUGUACAUAGUGUUACUCACUCCCAGUGUGAUUGGGAGUUUCUCUGUCCUGGUGGUUUCCAUAGUAAGAUGGAGGCACCUAAAAGAACAGGUACACCUCCUGGUGCAGCUUACUCUCGCAGACCUCCUGGCUGCUCUGGUGUUGAUGUCCAUGAGUGUCAUGAACAAAGUAUCAAUUAAUAACAGCCUAAUCAUCUGCCAGUACGGCCUGCCGCUGUCACUGACAUUUUAUUUCAUUUCAUUUCUGCUGGUGGUCGUUUACGCCUGGAAGUCAAAGAAUGCGAUCCAAGGAUGGAGAGAAAGACCAGCAGAUGAUGAGGAGGGACAGAACAUGUAUAGAAGAAAAGUAGUAGUUAUACCUGUAUAUGCCAUUGUGUGGCUGGUCCCACUUGCACUUUACUUAGCGUAUGUGCUCACUCCUUUCAUAAAAGCUUCUUCACUGAUUCCAGCCACCGACAACUCACUGAAUGGGGUUGUCAGUAAUGAUAACACAUACUGCACUAGUUGUAUUUUGUUCCUGCACAUCUGGAGGGGUUCCUGCUUAGAUGAGACAAUCCAUGACGCUUUCAUCAGAGCUUUUCUUUUCAUUGUGGUGAUACCAGUGGUGGUGUCAUGUUCUGUUAUUUACUAUAAGGUCGGUAAGUGGCAUGAAAGACGUGAGCAGGAGGGGCUUUUUCCAGUGGAAGGAGAUGGGCGUUCAAGAAGGAGAAUGAAGAGAGCAAUUUCUACAGCAAGGAAUAUGGUGAUGGUCAUCUUGAUCUGUUGGGCACCAGCUCUUUUCCUCAUCCUGCUAUCUACCCUGCUGGUGAACACACCUGUUGAACAACGCAGCUUAUUUGGCUUUUAUAUGAUACAGGCUGCCAGCGUAUCCCUACAAGGUUUCCUGAACAGCAUGGUUUACGCCUGGAGACGACCCAACUUCACGGAGGCCGUUCUCGGGGAGAGCACACCCUUGGUGUCACAUUACCACAUGCCCUUUUUUGAUGAGUCACUGAGGACCCCACUUUAAUGCCUCGGACUAUAAACACAUGGAAGGACGUUGUUGAGCUGCAACGC